Messenger RNA from Perca flavescens (yellow perch), 2851 nucleotides. Its product is annotated as butyrophilin subfamily 2 member A1-like. The transcript has 3 exons. Gene Ontology annotation, molecular function: signaling receptor binding. Gene Ontology annotation, biological process: regulation of cytokine production; T cell receptor signaling pathway. The coding region runs from base 110 to 658 and encodes 182 amino acids. NCBI's taxonomy places the organism in Eukaryota, Metazoa, Chordata, Actinopteri, Perciformes, Percidae. The record is from RefSeq and is a predicted model, not a curated record. Gene Ontology annotation, cellular component: external side of plasma membrane.
UUUGAUCAUUUUAGAUUUGUAAGCCACUGAGCUGUCUGGGCGUGUUCAGCUUUAGCUUUUCUAUUACCACUGCUGUAGGUUUACUCUCACCAGCAGUAUCUCUGCUACCAUGGCUGGAUUAAGAUCUGUUUUCACAUCAUUGUGGAUAUUUUCUCUGGCUGGAGAAGAACAACACAAGAUAACUGCAAGGCCUGGAGAGGAUGUAACCCUUCAGUGUCAGGCUUCCAUAAAUGCUGAGAUCAUACUGGUGAAGUGGAGCAGACCUGACCUGAAGUCGAACCAAUAUGUCUUCUUCCUCCGAGAAAACCGCCCAUAUGAGAACUACCAGCUGCCCUCAUAUCGUGGUCGAGUGACCCUGAGAGAUCCGGAGAUGAAGGACGGAGACUUUUCUGUUGUUCUGAAGAACGUCGGCGUCAGCGACACCGGAACAUACGAGUGUGAAGUUAUAACUGGUGAGGGAGAAGAACUUGAACUCUACAGCACCAUCAAGCUGACUGUCUCGGUCUCAGGUCACACAGAGGGACACACCGGGGGAGGAAGAGACACCGAUGUAAAUCUUUGGCAGGUCCUUGGUGUGGUUGUUGCUAUGCUUGUUGGUGUUUUAAGUUUUUAUGUUUUGAUUUUUUAUUUAGUAUUUCAGGACAAUGCACAUAGAUGAACAUGUACAGCAGUACAUGUAAAAUGCCAGAUUGUAGCCUGGGGGCUAAUUUCCAUCUGUAGUCCAUUAGGCAGGUUGAAGUUACAAUUAAAAAUGACAAAAUACAAUAAAACAGGGAGAAACAGAAAACAAGAAAAAUAGGACAAUUCAAUUCAUGACUAUGGGUGUCAAGGCAACUGGGCGAUAAUCAUUCAGGGAGGUAAUUACUGUUUGUUCUGGAAGAGGAAUGAGUUUUGUGACCUUGAGACGUGUUGGAACAGUAGCCUGCUCCUGAGAGAUGUUGAGCAGUGUGGUGAGCCCCCCAGCCAGCUCCCAUGCGCAAUGUUUCAAAACACGCCCAGGUACUCCGUCCGGACCAGUGGCUUUAGUGGGGUUAAUGUGGGAGAGGGCUCGCCUGACCUCAUGGGGGGGCUCAGCACUAGUGACUCUGGUGAGGCCACUAGCUGUAACCAUUUAACUCUGGGUUGGUCAUUUAGUCUGUCAAAACAGGCAAAGAAGAAAUUUAGGUCAUCAGGAAGGGAGGGGAGUGACUGUAGCUGACAGGCAGGAGUUGUUUCCUUUUUAUAAUCCACUAUGGAUCUGAUGCCUUGCCAACAGGCUCGUAGGCAGUAACGGUGUUGGGUAUAAACCCCCAACACUUGUAACACAACCUGCACACAAGAAAGACACAGAGAAUUGAGUAGUUUUACUUGCAAGGAGAGUGCUCGGAGACUGUUCAGUUACAAUCCUCCCAACUCACUCUGAAAAAGUCUCCGCUCCUCUUGCUUUUUAUUUCAUUAGGAACGCCCUAGGUACAUAAGGUUUCAACUGCUAAAGGGGAAGGGUGCACACAUAAAUCCAGUUGAAACCAGUUUGAACAUUUCCACAUUUUUGGGUAUGACUGCUUGCUACUAUACGCUAUCUCUUGUUCUUGCUUGCUAUCUAAGCUUGACAGCAGAGUUGUCUUUCUCAGCCUUAUGUAGCCAAUUCCUCUUCGCCGGGCAUAACUGCAACUGUCUGCAUCCUCUCACCUUGAGCCACAGUUCCUGUAACAAACUCACACAAACACAUAUUAUAAAGGCAACAACAGAAUAGUAUCUUCAUUUGGUAUGUACUGUUAUAACAGUAAUAGAAUAUAGUAAACGAGUGGAAUAACUUAUGUACAAUUUCUCCAACAAACGGGCACUGGCCCGUCCAGCCAAGUUUGAUCAAAAUACGUUUUGUGAUGAAAAACAUUCAAAUGUAUGUACAAAAAGAAAUAAUGACAGAACUAGCUUGUUGUGUGUGUUUAAUGUGCAUUUUCUUCUGAUUAAAACAAAACUGUUUAAACCAUACAAUCAAAGAAUUAGAUCAAAUGCCUUCGGAACGUAGUUGGUUGCUAUGGGAACAACAGACAGACUCUCCGGGCUGCCUUCAGCAGCUAACGUUAGCUAGCUGGUUUUUUAGACAGUGUACCAUGGAUGUGUUAAAAGUUACCGCGACAACAAUGGCUUCUCUUUAAAGUGGUAUGGACAGUUUUCUUGGAUGGAAUCCAGAAAUAAGGAGGAGCUUUUCUGCGGCAUGUGUAGAGCGGAGCUGACAGCCAAUCAGAGAGAGAGGAGGCCCUCACAGAGGUAACAUUAAGUCAAACGCGUUUCAUGCUUCUUGCGUUAUUAUUUAAGUAACCUAGUAACCUUCCUAUUUAGUAAUUAAUGGUGAACACUGAUGAUGCCUUCUGGCUGAAACAAGUUUGUGUUUUGCCCACAUUAAAUACGAUUUUUUUAGUUUUCUUUGAUCCUGUCGCUGCCGUGGACUCCAUACACUGUCUAAGAUUUGCCACCUUGCUGCCCAUUUUUCAUUAUAUCUUUCAUAAUUCAAACAAUGCUUGGCUGGAAGUUUUCAUUCUUUGAUUUUCUUUUUCUGCUGGUAGCGCAUUUGCUGCUCAUGAUCUGACCGUAGUCCUGAAGCAACAAUGAUCUUGUUCCAUGAUAAUAUGCAAAAACAGAAACUUCACUAUCAGGAUAUUCUGAUCAAACUGUUCUUGUGAAACGUCUGCAGAGAUCUGGCUUCUGUGUUUGUAAACCCAGUCUUUUGAUUCAAGCAUGCAAAUCUGAUUACAUAAUCACAUUUUUAUUAUGUCUCCAGUUUAUUCUAAAGGUGACCCGUUUCUGUGUGACAUAUCACUUUUUCUAUCUUGUGAUCUGUGCUGAUCUUAAUAAAAAAUAUAUGUUUUAA